Messenger RNA from Saprolegnia parasitica CBS 223.65, 864 nucleotides. RefSeq lists its product as hypothetical. The record is from RefSeq and is a predicted model, not a curated record. The coding region runs from base 5 to 733 and encodes 242 amino acids. Gene Ontology annotation, molecular function: carbonate dehydratase activity; zinc ion binding. Lineage: Eukaryota; Oomycota; Saprolegniomycetes; Saprolegniales; Saprolegniaceae. The transcript is spliced from 5 exons. Gene Ontology annotation, biological process: carbon utilization.
UGCCAUGUCGUCGAGCUCACCACCGCCACCGACGUACCCGACGAUCCCGCUCUCGCCGCGCACCGUCGUGCAGACCGGCACGCCGGGCGUCAAGCAGCUCCUCGAGCGCAACAAGGAGUGGGCCAAAGCCAUGCGCGCCAACGACCCCAACUUCUUUGCCAAGCUCGUGGACCAGCAGUCGCCCGAGAUCCUCUGGAUCGGCUGCUCCGACUCGCGCGUGCCAGCCAACGAGAUCCUCAAGCUGCCGCCCGGCGAGGUGUUUGUGCAUCGCAACAUUGCCAACCAAGUGAUCUCGACGGACCUCAACUGCCUGUCUGUGAUCGAGUACGCGGUCAAGUUUCUCAAAGUCAAGCACAUCAUCGUGUGUGGCCACUACGGCUGCGGCGGCGUCAACGCUGCCUUGUCCCAGGAAGAGUUUGGCCUUGUCGACAACUGGCUCCGUAGCAUCAAGGACUUGUACAUCGAGAACGCCCGGAAAUUUCUCGACAUUGACAACCCUGCGAUCAAGUCGGACUUGCUUAUCGAGGAGAACGUCGCGCGCAGCGUGUACAACGUCUGCCACACGCGCAUCGUGCAGCGAGCGUGGGAGCAAGGCCAGGAGCUCAACGUGCACGGCUGGUGCUACCGCCUCAAGGACGGCAUCAUCCGGGAUCUCAACAUUUGCAUCUCGGGCAUGGACCAAGUCGAAUCCAUUUACCGCCGCAUGAUGGAGAAGAAGAAGCCCGAGGCCUAGUACUCUGUCGAUAUACAAGUGUGUCGUCGAUUGUCUCUUUUCUUUCGAGCUGGCAGCGUCUCGAGCCUCCCUUGUGACCAGACCUCUGGAUAUGCCAUCCCCUUUAUAUACUACGUUGAUCGGUUCAAAAG